UUUCUGACUGCGGCAUCAGAACUGGGCUGAACUUUGUGAGUGUCAACUUUCAGCAUGUCUGCUGUCUGGGUGAAACUCUCCACCAUCCUUUGCCUCUGCUACACAGCAGAGAUGACAGGAGUGCAGUGGAGAGAAGUUGGGCAAUCCAUUACAAUCCAGUGCAGAAUUGAUUCUGAUCAAGAACAACUGAGCUUAAAAAUGGGUCUCAAUGAGACCGAGAUUGUUGUAAUAGAUGGAGGCUCAAAAAAAGAAAUCAUUCUUGAAGAAAUGAAAGACCGAGUUCAGACACAUGGAACGUUCCCCAAGUAUGAUAUUCUCAUUAAAAACUUGCGUGAAAGUGACACAGGACCAUAUUCUUGUACUUAUUCAAAAACAGGAGACAUUGAACAAUCGUUCUGUAUCAGCACCACAAAAGGCAAAGGAUCUGUGCUGCUGGUGGUGACUGAAAAUAGAAAAGAACCGACAACAUCACCAUCAAAUGUUCCUCAGCAAAAAUGUGAAAGACUAGAUACGAACAUGGUGCUGGUGGCGAUUGUCAUCGCUGUUGGUGUCCUGCUCAUCAUGAUGCUGGGCUUUGUCCUGUUUAUCACACACAAGACCAAGAGCUCAGACAAUGCAAUGAAACCGAGGCGUGUUGCUACUGGCAAUGAUGUUUAUGAGGACAUGCGAGGAACACUGAGGCGCUGAGGAUGUGCUUGCAGGACGCUGACAUGCACAAAACUCACGAAACCGUGGACCACAGAGACAAGAGAA
Poeciliopsis prolifica (blackstripe livebearer) is the source of this 753-nucleotide messenger RNA. RefSeq lists its product as uncharacterized. Gene Ontology annotation, molecular function: signaling receptor activity. Gene Ontology annotation, cellular component: membrane. Gene Ontology annotation, biological process: adaptive immune response. The transcript is spliced from 4 exons. NCBI's taxonomy places the organism in Eukaryota, Metazoa, Chordata, Actinopteri, Cyprinodontiformes, Poeciliidae. The record is from RefSeq and is a predicted model, not a curated record. Bases 55 to 687 code for a protein of 210 amino acids.